AAAGGCAUAAUGCGGACGGAAAAGGGACCCGGUGUGAAGAUCCUCUGGCUUUGGGCUAUCGGAACUGCCGCAGUGCUGGUUACAAGUGUGGCUAGGACUAGGAUAAGAGAUAUGGAGCAGCUCAUAAACGCCCAAGAAAAAACCUCUCAACCGAUCGAGCCCAAUUCAGGACUUAUCGACACUACAACUGAUUCCACCGAAGUUGUUCGAGAAGAAAAAUUUUAAGGUAUUCAACUUAUUUAUGUUUUUGAUGUUGAAGUAUUGUUCGCAGGGUAGCGUGUAUGUUACCUGUUUGAUGAAUUGUCUGAAUGACAUAUUUGAAGCCCCACUUGAGUUUUGUUUUUUUGCCAUGUUUUGUUACGUACUUGGUGCAUUGCGAGAAGUGAUAAUCAUCAAGAUGCUUUCUUUAUAUAUUCAACAAGCAUAACUACCUCUCAUUGAUUAUUGUUUUAGAACAUAUUUUCUAUAAGUUGAUUUGAUUCUGUUUUCCACUUUCUAGGAGUGGCAACAUGUGUUAUGGAUGUGCCACCAUUGUUCUUCUUGCCUCAGUUUAACUGUGUGUUCUUCAAUUUCGUUGUCAUCGUAUUCUACGCGUUUCAUAGCUGACGAUGGUAUAAUGAUGGUAUAAUGGGUGUAAUUCUUGGCAUGACACAAAAUGGGGGAUAGCAAUUUUGGUUAGACCAAAACAGUUUUUAAGUGUAAAAAUAGAAUUUUUGGUCGACUUUGAGCUUAAAUUAAAGUGGGAAUU
Ilex paraguariensis (yerba mate) is the source of this 748-nucleotide messenger RNA. The record is from the annotation of a GenBank genome assembly. Lineage: Eukaryota; Viridiplantae; Streptophyta; Magnoliopsida; Aquifoliales; Aquifoliaceae.